Messenger RNA from Drosophila navojoa, 1132 nucleotides. RefSeq names its product putative palmitoyltransferase ZDHHC24. Gene Ontology annotation, molecular function: palmitoyltransferase activity. NCBI's taxonomy places the organism in Eukaryota, Metazoa, Arthropoda, Insecta, Diptera, Drosophilidae. The record is from RefSeq and is a predicted model, not a curated record.
AAAUUGUAAGGAAACCCAGCAAACCGAAUAUUACUGUCAAUAAUUCAGUAGCCCAGUUUGAGGAGGAAGUUUCUUACAUGUACAAUAAUGGUCAAAAUUUUCGUUCGAUUGCUGUGGAAGAUGCUGCGCGUCCUCAUCUGGGUGGAGCAGCUGGUCUGGCGCUGCGUCCGUCUGCAUCGUGUCCGAAUCGUGCAAGUCGUCCAUCCUCUGUCCGCUGCUCUAAUGCUACUAACUGUUGGAUUCUUUGUUACUUACGAAAUGUUUUACAUCCUGCCCGAGUGCUGCGACGUCUCGGGCAUCUACUACAAGCUACACUGCCUGCUAAUACUGUUCUUCAUCCACAACAUCGUUGGCAAUAUGUGCAAGUGCUGGCUGACGGACACCAGCUUCGUGGGCCUGCCGCCCGACCGCUGGAAUCCCCUGCCGGCGGAGGCGCCGCUGUGGCACCUGUGCACCUUCUGCCAGAUGCUGGUGCCGCCGAGGGCGUGGCACUGCCGGCUCUGCAACUGCUGCAUACUGAAGCGGGAUCAUCACUGCAAUGUGGUGGCCAAUUGCAUCGGGCAUGCGAACCAGCGCUACUUCGUGGCCUUCCUCCUGCACUUGUCCCUGGGCAGCUGCACCGCCCUGGUCUACAAUGUCUACCACAUGUUCAGCCAGAAGGCCCGCCUGAGCGACCCCAUUGACUUCGUGAGCAUGUCCAUGGGCCUGGGCCAAACAGAGCGCGCAUAUAACCUAUUCAAGAACCAGACUCUCAGCCCGCACGUCAGCUGGCUGAUCAUCACCGGCGGCAUACUCAAGCUGACCAUAUUUGCCACGGUGCUGGCCACGACGCAUCUGGUCAUGCAGCUGGUGAUGGUGUGCCGCGGCAGCUGCAUGUACUAUGUAAAGGAUCGCAGCUACGACCUGGGACUGUGGAAUAAUCUGCGAAACGUUUUGGGCAAGCGAGUGCUGUGGAUUGCGCUCUCACCCUUUGUGUCCAGCCCCUUGCCCCACGACGGGGUCCAGUGGCUGGUGCCCAGCCAGCUCAGCGGCAGGAAGCCUGUAUAAAUGUGAGCGUCGGUCUACGUCAUCCCAUGUGAAUACACACACACACACAUAAUAUAUGCGCAAUUAUUUUAUGCCUUGGCCAAAA